This is a messenger RNA of Micropterus salmoides (largemouth bass), 3423 nucleotides long. RefSeq names its product tropomodulin 2 (gene tmod2). Gene Ontology annotation, cellular component: striated muscle thin filament; myofibril. Gene Ontology annotation, molecular function: tropomyosin binding. The record is from RefSeq and is a predicted model, not a curated record. NCBI's taxonomy places the organism in Eukaryota, Metazoa, Chordata, Actinopteri, Centrarchiformes, Centrarchidae. Gene Ontology annotation, biological process: pointed-end actin filament capping; muscle contraction; myofibril assembly.
GAGAAUUCUCUCCCUCUCUCUUCCUGUGUUACCGCCCUUGGGCUGAGUGAGAAAUCAACCGCUGAAGACAUCGCGUUUAUUGGGAAGACUGGCAUUAUUUGGAGAUUCCUUAGUUGGGUCCUACCAGCCUCAAGUAGCCUUUCCCUAUUCUCGAGCAGUGAGCCUGAGAAGAAACAGUGUGGCAGCGUGGUCUGCACCUCAGUGUUGCUUAGAAAGCUAUAGCCAGCACCAUGGCGCUGUCGUACAAGAAGGACCUGGACAAGUAUAAGGAUCUCGACGAAGAUGAAAUCCUCAACAACCUGUCGGCGGAGGAGCUCAAACAGCUGGAGACAGCCCUCGAGGAAAUGGACCCUGAGAAUGCUCUUCUCCCGGCUGGCUUACGUCAGAAGGACCAGACGGCUAAGAAAGCAACAGGGUCAUUCAACAGGGAUAGCCUCCUCAAAUACCUGGAGAAGGAAGCCAUGGAGCACAAGGACAGAGAGGAUGUAGUGCCCUUCACUGGAGAGAAAAAAGGUAAAGCAUUUGUUCCUAAGCAGAAACCAAUGGAAACACGCAAGGAGGAAGUCACAACCCUCGAUCCAGAAUUAGAGGAAGCCCUGUCCAGCGCCACAGAUACAGAACUGUGCGAUCUCGCAGCGAUCUUGGGUGUUCAUACACUGGUCACAAGUACUCAGACAUAUGAUGGGACUGGAAGUAAAGAGGGUUACAACAAUGUGAUCAAAGGGGAGAAGAUGAAUCCAGUGUUUGAUGAGCCUCCCAAUCCCACUAAUGUAGAAGAAACUCUGCAGAGGAUAAAAAACAAUGACAGCUCCUUAACAGAGGUCAACCUCAACAACAUUAAGAACAUUCCAAUUCCCACGCUGAAGGAGUUGGCCAAAGCCAUGGAAAACACGCACGUCAAGAAGUUCAGCCUGGCAGCAACACGGAGUAACGACCCAAUUGCUGUGGCGUUCAGUGACAUGUUGCGGGUGAACAAGACAUUGCGAAGUUUGAACUUGGAGACCAACUUUAUCACCGGGACAGGGGUGCAGGCUUUGGUCGAUGCAUUGCGAGACAAUGACACACUCACAGAGAUCAAGAUAGACAACCAGAGGCAGCAGCUUGGUACCACCGUAGAGAUGGAGAUAGCUAAGAUGUUGGAAGAGAACAACAGCAUAGUGAAGUUUGGCUACCACUUCAACCAGCAAGGACCUCGCUCCAGAGCUGCUGCAGCUAUCACCAAGAACAAUGACCUGGUCCGCAAGAAGCGAGUGGAAGGGGACCUGUAGGGACGGAGCCUGACCCCUCUCCCAGCCAAUCCUGUUGUUUCAUCUCACCUUGUGGAAUAAUUUCAGCCAAUGACCUGGUCUCAUCUCACUGUGUGGAAACUUUAGUCUUGUGCCAAACUGUGGGGCAAGGCGUGCUUAACCAGAACAUACAUCCGAGAAGAAGGGAAAUAACUGGAAUUGCCCUCUCCCAUACACAUGUGUAUACAUAUUUGUUUAUUAUUAUGUUGAAGAUGUAAAUCUGUUUAGUUUUAGUAAUUUCAUUUCAGUUGCUCCUUUUUUUUUUUGAGCCUUUAUAUGAUCUGUUUAGACUUUUUACUUGCAUUUUUCCUUUUAUACAAUGCUAUAAUCAUGUGAAAUAAACGUGGAACUACCAACUAACAGAAACAACAAUAACAGCUUUGUAAAAACAUUAACUCACAUUAAGAACGCCCUGUAUCCUCAACCAUGAUAGUUUGCUAUUGGGCCUAAGCUUCCAGUGAAAUUCUGUAUUGAAUCAGCAGACUUCGUUAUUAGAACAAUGGGGAUAGCAUACAGAAUGGUUAAAGCCUGGCCAUGACUAGUACCCUGCAAACCUUGUCUGACUGUACAGCUGUAGAUAACACAUCUUAUCAUAAGAUAACGUAAGUCAUGUAGUAACAAGCGGACUCUAGGUUCUGAUGAUGCUGAUCAGAUCACUGUUGUACUUUCCAUCUGCAUGGUGGUUUGCAGGUGUUUGUUAUUGCCUUGUAAAGCCAACUUGACUGUCUGGCUGAUGUGGAACGGUUACGUUUGUGCUGGCCUCAUGCUGUAGUCAGUCUGAGAACAGAUGCUGGCUCACCCCUUCUGUUAAGUAUCAGUGCAUGUUUUAUAUUACUUUACUGUUUUAUUCUAACAAAAAAAAAUCUUGUUUUCAUAUGGUUCAAAUUCUGAUGUUGGUUAUUCUGACAUUGUAUCAGAGACGGUUGAGGAAAUUGUAAUUAGUUUUUGAUAUUUUGAAACAAGUAAAAAUGGGAUUUUACUGUAAAAGGAACAGGUUAUUAACCCCAGUCCAGACUGAAAAGGCUGAAAUCUUCUCUUACAAAUGAUGCUGCAAAUGUCUGCUGAACACACUGGCUUUCUCUGAUGCUUAACCAUGCCAAAGACUAACACAUGCAGUGCUUAAAGUAUCAAUAUUGAACUCAAUAGUCAUUGGUUCAGGUUUUGGCUUUGUCAGCUACAGUCACUUCCUUACGGUACAGGUCUGGGAAAGGAGUCUGGGUUAACAAUGAUAUGGACUUUGUUUUGUUUUUUAGAUCACACCAUGCCAUUACAUUUCCCCCCCAAUUUCUGUCAUUUAAAGCUAAGUGUUCUGUUCAGUGACAGGUGAAGAAUAGUUGGCGAACAGUCUGUGUGAAACUUCUCAGGUUGCAACUACUUGUGAAAUGUUUCUAUGAAUUAUAUCUCCCAGAUAGAAAGUCUUGUACAGAUCGUAAAUUUUACUUUUCCCAGUCCCUCAUACAAACACUUUCACUUGGCUCUCAGCAGUAGCAGGUCAUUCAUUAUGUAAUAGAUGACAACAUGCUAUGUGUGCCUCCAACUGAACUUCCGUAGGUACACUAACCUGCUUGAGAUGGGUCUAACAGAACUAAAUCAGGAGUUACUUGAAACUUGUGUAUAUACUGUUUGUGUUAUAGGAACAAUAUAUUGGCAUGAAGUCAUCAGUUGUGAUCAUCAUGUUUCUCUCGACCAAAAAUGCUCUUUCAUCUUAACAUCCUCACAUUCCUUGGACAAGAGCUGUAUGGCUAAGUUCAGUACUUUGGGCUUUAUAUCCGUGUACUUCUUCCAUGAUCAUAUCAGCUAGUAUUUUAUUCUGAAUCUUUUUGUUUUUACAUCGCUGUGCUUUGCUGGUGGACAGUCAGUGGAAAACUGCUUCUCUGCUUGGGCUUGUUGAGAAUAUUCUGUGAUUCAUAUUAUGUAUAUUGUAAAAUUGCAUCUCAAAUUCAAAGUGCACACACACACUUUUAUGUGUUUACCACACAAAUGUACACAACUCCUUGCUGAGAUUUUUUUGUACCUUAAAUCAAUCCCACGUGUAUACUCAACAUCAGGAAUAUAUGUUAUUAUAAAACCACAAGACUGGUAAAAUGCACUGCUGAAUAUAAAACAUCCUCAACAAUAAAUGUUUUUACAUACUGUC